Messenger RNA from Stegodyphus dumicola, 361 nucleotides. RefSeq names its product ubiquitin-conjugating enzyme E2 Z-like. Gene Ontology annotation, molecular function: cysteine-type endopeptidase inhibitor activity. The record is from RefSeq and is a predicted model, not a curated record. Gene Ontology annotation, biological process: negative regulation of apoptotic process. Lineage: Eukaryota; Metazoa; Arthropoda; Arachnida; Araneae; Eresidae. Gene Ontology annotation, cellular component: nucleus.
UGUUUAUUCGUGCAUCACAUUUAUAACAUUGUAUUUUAGAAUAUACGUUUAUAUAAAUUAUUUUCCCCCUUCUCCUUCCAGGGAUAUUAUGACUAUAUAUAAUGAACCUCCUCCUGGCAUGUUCAUAGUUCCAGAUGAAAGUGAUAUGACAUUGAUACAUGCAUUGCUGACAGGUUCAUUUGAUACACCUUAUGAAGGGGGUUUCUUUUAUUUGUUAAUACGUUGCCCUCCAGAUUAUCCAAUUCGACCACCAAGAGUCAAGAUAAUGACAACUGGUGAGGGUAAAGUUAGAUUUAAUCCAAAUCUAUACAAAAAUGGAAAAGUGUGUUUGAGCAUUUUAGGGUAAGUUAGCAGUUUAAAA